AUGUCUGAUCCUCAGGAGCAAGCCCCAGAGGCUACGGCACCUGUACAGGAUUCCUCUGCAGAAAAAGAGCUAUCAAAUGAGACCAAACAAGAGCCAUCUGGAGAUGAAAAGAGUGGGUCUCAAGACGAGAUGGAAGAUCUAUUUGGUGAAGAUGAAGGAGAGGAUGAAGAAGACGAGAAGAGAAAGGGAAGUGAAGAUGAGAAUGACGAAGGAGAAGUCACAUUGCGUCACAGACAGGAGAUGGAUGACGAGGAAGCUGAAGAGCAUGCCAUGUAUACUAGAAAGUUCUAUGGUGAAGAUGUGGAUCGUGUAAGUGAUGAAGAAGAAGCACAAGAGUUUAGAGAAGAGGAUGUGGAGCUCGUGAGACAUAUCGUACCAUAUAGAGCAACUCAGGGAACUGAUAAACCCGUGCUGUACUAUGCCAAGAUUCCAGAAUUUUUAACUAUCGAUCCAGUGCCAUUUGAUCCACCAAGUUUUGAAGCGAGUGUCAAGGAAAGGCUCGGUAAUAAGGCAAGCAAAGAGGACCAAUUAGGUGACAGACUUAUUGAUGAAAAUACUGUACGUUGGAGAUAUAGUAGAGAUGCUAAUCAACAGGUUUUCAAAGAAUCAAAUGCGCAAAUUGUACAAUGGUCUGAUGGAACAUUUUCGUUGAAACUUGGUGAUGAAUAUACGGAUAUUCUGUCCAACGAUACCGAUAACACCUUUUUCGCUGUAUCCCAUGAUCAGCAAGAAUUAAUGCAAUGUUAUGAGGGCGGUGAAGUGACAAAGACACUAAUGUUUAUCCCCACAUCGACGAGUUCACGUAUGCAUCAAAAAUUAACCAAGGCCGUCAUGCGUAGGGAUCAUAAGCAAGCGGCAGGUCCUGGUACUUAUAUUGUGCAAAAAGAUCCUGAAUUAGAAAGAGGUGAAUUGGAGAAGAAACAGCAACAGGUGGUUCGUGAAAGAAGGCGGCGUCAAGUGAAAGAGAUGGAGUCUAGGGAAGCCAGUGGUGAUCCUGACAGACGUGCAGCCAUCUCUGCAGAAGCUGAACCAAUGGGUAAUAUCCGUCGUAACGAAUACGAACAAGACGAUUUCCUUGUGGACGAUGAUGAUGAGGAGGAAUAUGCAAGUGGAUCUGGAGAAGAAGGCGAAGAGGAAGAAGAGGAAGAUGAAGGUAAUGUUAGUGACGAGGGUGCCGAAAGGUUACGUAGAUUGAAACGUGAAGGUGCCAAUAAUUACGAAGAACGCAAGAGACGUAGAGUAGCUGUCAUUGACGAUGAGGAGGACGAGUAA
This is a messenger RNA of Zygosaccharomyces rouxii, 1272 nucleotides long. RefSeq names its product Paf1-complex subunit LEO1 (gene LEO1). NCBI's taxonomy places the organism in Eukaryota, Fungi, Ascomycota, Saccharomycetes, Saccharomycetales, Saccharomycetaceae. The coding region runs from base 1 to 1272 and encodes 423 amino acids. Gene Ontology annotation, biological process: transcription elongation by RNA polymerase II; positive regulation of transcription elongation by RNA polymerase II. The transcript has a single exon. Gene Ontology annotation, cellular component: nucleus; Cdc73/Paf1 complex. The record is from RefSeq and is a predicted model, not a curated record. Gene Ontology annotation, molecular function: RNA polymerase II C-terminal domain phosphoserine binding.